Molecule: messenger RNA, 369 nt
Organism: Penicillium vulpinum
Lineage: Eukaryota; Fungi; Ascomycota; Eurotiomycetes; Eurotiales; Aspergillaceae
Exons: 5
Coding region: 1-369 (122 amino acids)
Source: RefSeq, a predicted model, not a curated record
AUGGCCUCUAAGCCCGAGGACCGGCCCCCUACGAACCCUUGGGUCACUAGCGAUGGCAGCCCGCUCCGGGGAUACUACUGGAUGAGAACCGACCCAGAAAUGCAACCUAACUACUGGGUCCAACGCAAGAAAGUGUGUGAAUGCCGACAGCACUUCCCAGCCCAGUGGCCGGUUGAUCAUGUGGUGAUUCGUAUCCCUGCAUGCGCCUUCAGGUGCCCAUAUUGCACGGCUCUCGAUAACGUGGAGAAAGACCAGCGACCUUGCCCGUCACGAGUCAAAAGACAUAUCUCAACAACACACAUCAAAAAGCAAGCAGACUUCUAUGUUGGACUACAGAUUGCCUGUUCCCCAUGGUCUGAUGCCAUCUAG